AUGGAAAGUGUCUCCCUGGAGUCAGACACUGUGGAGGCAAUCCAUGGGGCCGUACCUGACGAAGCCGGCUAUGUGAAUAGCAAUGUGAACAGCAAUAUGAACAGUAAUAUGAACAGCAAUGUGAACAGCAAUGUGAACAGCGAUGUAAGUGGUGAUGACCGCGCGCGCGAGCCUGGCAUCAAGGCGGAGGCCCCAGAGGAGGAAACCCCCCCAGCACAGGAGAUGACCCACAAGGGCGAAGCAGACAGGUGCCAUGAAGUAAAGAUAAAAAGCGAGCCAGUCAUCCUCAUGGACAAGGUGGAACGCUGUCUAGUGGUUGAGUGGUACGAAAAUGACAUAAGAAGGGAGCAAAGGAUCUCAUAUAAAAAAUAUGGUAAUGAUAAGGCAAAAUUAAGAGCAAAGGAAUUGAUUGAAAAAUUAAAAGCAGGUAUAACAUUCGAGCAGCUAUACCCAGACAAAGGACCACCUAUCGUUCGAGUGUACAGUGAUGUGGGGGUAUAUCGCGUGUCUUUAAUAAGGGACAGAAUUGAGCGAGAAUGGAGAGUUGAAUGGAUGGACAAUGAUAAUCCAAUGAAUGCCAGAUGGUCAUGCAAAAAGGUAGGUAAUGAUGAGGCACAGAAGAGGGCAGAAACAUUCGCGCAAAGUUUAAUUGAAGGAAUUUUUAAUCCCAUUUUGUUACACAAAGCUACGGGCACGAGAUUCUCAAGGUCAGACAAAACAGUUGUUAAGAUUAAUGUGUACAUGAAGAAAAAUGUUAAGAGGAAAACUAAGUGUAAGAUACAGAGAGGGGGGGUAGAUAAAUCUUCUUUAAUGAUGGGGAAGGGAAUGAAGGAUGGACUAAGGAAAAGAAAACUGAAGCAUACUAAUGAUACUGUUCAUGGGUCACUUAUAGAAGGAUCAGAUAUGGUUAAUGGGAGCCGGACCUACAAUGGAAGUGCACUCAGCAAUCUCUUUGUUAAAAAUGAGGGUACCACAAUGGAUGGUAGGACAGAUUCUAAUUAUAUGGGCAGAAUCAAAGAGGAAAAUUCGAAUGUGGUUUUGCCUGAGGGGAAUUACCUCUGGAAUGAGUAUCAUAUCGGUGUGAGUUCUAAGCGAGGGAGAGGAAUGACCGAGAAGAAAAGGCAUUACAAGCCUAGGGGAACUGGAAGGAAAAGGGACAGGAUAAAGAAGACACCAAAGGAGGGUACGAAAUUGAGGGGGAAAAUGGAGAAUCCGGUAAAGGACACCAUGAGGGGUGUAAUGGGUGAGUCUGUGGAGAACAGAUUGGCAGAUCAAUACAUAGCUGCUCAAACGCAUGGCCCAGUCGACCUAAACCUAUUCAGUUCCAAUACAGAAUUGGGAAAUGUAGACCCGCCUCCUUUCUCAUGCAGCAAUAAUUAUAUGAAGAAAGAGCAAGAGAUGUGGGACCCCUUAUCCAUGCCAUACAGCGACCAUGGGGAAGGGGUUAUGUUGAACUGUAAUAACAAUGAGACCCUGGAACGGGGUGCCAUGACGAGCAAUUACUUUACCCCCUGUGAGCAAUACGAAGGUUACCGAAUGGGUAGUUUUAUGGUGAAGGGGGAGGACUAUUCCUCUAGGUAUGCUUAUGGAACGAAGAGUGAUGACUACGCGGUUUAUGCAAACCACGGUGUGGGACCUGCGGCUAUGUGUUAUGGUGAUAUGCACCAUGAUAACCUGCACACGUUUCAUUACGGGGGUGAGGAUCCCUUCGUGAGUAGUCACACCAAUAGGAGUGAUGAGUAUGUUCUGGGGGGAAGCGGUCUGUCCGCAGGCCACUGCGCCAGCAGCGCUGUGUUCAGAGGAGGGGGGUAUAACCCUUACCUGGUGAGUUACAGUGGAGGGCCAAUGGCACCCCACAUGGCAGUUAUGCGGAGGGGGCUAGACAUGGAGGCUAUGCAUAGCAGGGCAGACAUUGAGCCUAUGCAGAGGGACGAGACAAACGAUGAUGUACUGCGCGACAUGGUGAGAGAUCACCAUGGGGCUAGCCUUAUCCCCCAGAAAAGCCAAAUAAAAAGUAGAAAAACUAUGAGGCAGCGCAUUUGUCAUUUGAAGAAAAUAAAGUGCGACGCCAAUGGAAAUGAGGUGCAGGGGAAAGACCGACGCAAGGGAGGCGAGAGGAACAAGGAGACCAAGUGGUUGAGCUUAGGGGGGAACGACUUUGCCCCUGUUAACGGUGGUGAACAUGGAGUAGGCGAUCCCCUCCCAUCUUCGUACAAUGGAGAACGAAGAAAACGAAAACGAAUAACAAACAGGAACUUCAAAGAGGAGGACUUCCUACUCGAUGAGGAAUUGAGUAAAUAUUUUUCUACAUGCCAGAAGAUUUAUUCAAGGAAAAACCAAAGGGGCUUGAGGAAUGAGUCGAAUGGAGUUAUGGACCACGUUGUGGGUGAUUCCAUGGGAAUGUGCAGGGGAAGGCGUUAUAAUAAUAUUGGCGGCGGCGUGUGUGAGGAGAAGGGAACCAUCGUGCAUGGCGGUGGUGCGCAAUUGAGAGCCGUUAAUCAGCACGGCUUUGAGGCAGGACAAGAAGGAACCUAUGGACAUAGCUACGUGGUACCCACCAUGAAAAGGGGAACCAGUGUUGAUAUUAACCAAAAUGAUAAUGUACUAAUAAACGCCAGCCUGAUCCCCAAUGGAAAUGCAGGGGAGAACCUCCUGACGGAACAACUUCCUACCAGAUCUCGGAGACGAACGAAGAAUUGCAAAUUUAGUCGAGCUAGCCAAAAAAAGGAUUCAGCUUUUGAUGAUGAUAAAAAUGCUAUGAGGGAGUCUUACAGGAUGUACAAGGGACAUGGGAAGAGAUACAACUCUACAUAUGGUAGGUUUAGAUCGCAUUCAAUGGACAGCCUGGGGGGUACAAUGGUUAGCGUCUCUGGUCUUGCCUCCCAAUCGAGAAACAACAAUGAGGGCUGCGGUGGUUACGUGCUGAAUGGCAAUGUGGGUCGGGAUGCAUUUGCACGUGGGUUUCAACCAAGCGGUUUGCAUUACGGAGGGGAGCCCCACACAGGGCAGGAAGGACACGUGAUGGCGAACUCAGAUGAGAAUGUUGGAGGAGGUGGCGGAGGUGACAUGGCAGACGGGAAGACUCACCUAAUGAACCUAAGAAGGGCGAGAAGGAGAAUCAGCACCCCAGGGAGUAAUUAUGGUCCCAGUGAGAUGCAACGUAAGAAUGAAAAUUUAAAUAGCUCCCUCGCGGGGAACAACAUAAUCGAGUUUGUUGAUAAUCCACGAGGGUACAGAGUGCCAUAUGAAUAUCAGUCCCGAGUAUUUUAUGAGCACUUCGAGGUACCGCUAAAUGCACAAAAAGAAUUUGAAUUGCAGCAAAGGUAUUUUGCCCGUUUGUUCUCUUUGCACAUUUUAGCCGUUGGAUGGAACGCUAACAAAAAUGCUCGCGUGGAAGACUACAUGCAAGAAUUGUCUGACCCUGCUUUUCGAUCCCUCACGAUGGGUGGUGCGAACAGCUGUGGGGAUUUCCCAAGUCAUGAUGGGUCUCCUGCUAGUGAGAAGAACAGAGUGAGUGGCGCGCAGGAAGGAAGGUCGGGUGGUCUCAAUCGCGGAGAAUUACAAACUGAGGUAUUCCUUAAGUCUAACCAGUUGAUACAUGACAGGAGGGGUACAGACUAUUGCUCCUUCAACUCCGUGGAGGAUGGUACUUUGCGGGUUAAUGAGGAUGGAUCCGUGCUCAACGUUGGUGUGGACGACGCGAACCAUUUGGGAUCACCACGUGGGGAGCAAGAGGUGGGUGACAUGAGCAAGUAUGAGUAUGCGCAUCUUAUGAGUGGUGUAAAUGAUGGGCGCUGUUUUGGCGGCAUGCUGAACGAGAAUGCUCAUGGAGACAUGCAUGGCUAUGGGUACGCAGAGGGUGUCAGCAACAUGGCCGGGCCAUAUGACACAUAUAUGAUGAGCAAUGUAAACGCUUUAACGGGAGUAGAUUACCGAUUGAAUAAUUACCAGGGUUGUAAUAACUUUGGGUCUAUGAAUGGGAGAAACGGCACGGAAUUCUUGAACGGAGUGUGCAUGAGCACAGGAGGAGGAAUGAACGACGUAAGCAGGGCCGCCAAUGCGGAAGAUCUGAUACUUCCGAAUGAGAAUUAUGCUAGGGGGGUGCACCCAAUGCAUCUGCAUGGAAAACAUAUUGUUAACCCAAAUAUGCACAGCAAUGUUAGUAUGGCUUAUGACCAGGAGGGGAAGUACUUACAGGUUAACAGAUCUUAUGAUCCUAAUGUGAAGGGAAAUAUGGAAUACGUGCAGCAUUACAUGUACAACGUGCAUCCUUUGAGCAUUAACAACGUAGAUGAUGGUUCGUAUGAACUGUCGUUAAGUAGGGGAAGCACUUUGCCAUUCCACAAGGAUGUGACCGUGGUGAGUAGAGCGCCAUGGGAAGGGAGAGAAGAGAAUGAAGGCGCAUUCGGUGCAGUGAGAACUGAAACAGUUAAUCAUUACAAGAGUUUUGUUGAUGGAAGGAGUAAUGUCCCCAUGGUGACUACCGAAGGGGAAGAAGACACCUACCCCAAUCUACAAAGUACCAUAGGAAAAACCAGCGAGUUAGAUUCGUUAGGAGCAUGUGGCAGGGAAGACAACCCUUAUGGUGUAGGAAGCGUUGAGUAUGAUGAACUGCAAAUUGGACCAAGGACAGAUAUUGCCAUCAGAGGGCAGUGCUCAUUUGGAGAUACUUCAUAUGUGGAAAGUGCCGACUCAUGUGAGCGAAACAGAGAAACGUAUGAAAUGGUUAGAGAGGUGCAGUAUGGAGAAGGAAAGCAAGGAGGACACGUGUCCUUGAGGCAAGUGCCCACCAAUGAAUAUGAUCUCAUGACGAUUGGAGACAGGGAGGCACAUGGGCAAAGAAUAGGCUACAUGAAUUUGCCAUAUGAAAGAGGAGAUGAUGAUGAGGAGCUCCAUGACGACAAGUUAGACUCGGAGAUGAUGAAAGAAAAUGUAGAGGUUGCGGGAAAAGGAGAGUACCUUUACUAUAAUGUAUACGCCAAUGCAGAGAAUGGAAUGGGGAUGCCAGAGAGAGGCAUGCACAACUGUGCUGAAGAGGUGAAUUACAAUAUGGUUGAUAAAUCAAAUGACGACUGUAGUAGUGGUAGUGCACAUGGCAAUGGCGAGUACUCCAUGCACGACAAGCCGCACUACGAAUUUGGACACAUGGUUCAGGUACUACCAGGUUAUGAACACCUGGAACGGGAAGGGCACUGCCAGGAUAAUGUUGUGGACAGGCAGGCACAGUCACAGUAUGAAAAGGCGCAUUAUGUGUUCGGCGUGUGCAGUGGGGGGAAUCAUCCGUCCAGUGGAGAUGUGGUUCCGGGGCAGCAGCACUCGGAUGACCUCAGCGCGAACGGAAGCAAUAAUGGGAGCAAUAAUGGAAGCAAUAACGGAAGCCAGAACAGCAGUAGCAAGGGCAAUCCUAAUACAACUCCAAACAGUUACGACGACGUGGCAUACAGCAGCUAUUUUAAGGAGGCCAACAUGACCUCGGCAUCCAGUUCCACGAUCAUGACUAACAUGAAGGAUAUGAACAACUAUGAAUACUGCAAUAACAGGAAAAUGAUCGGCAAGCUGAGGUUCACUUCAAAUACCAGUACCAUAAACACGGAGUGCCUCCCGAGUAACCUUUUAAAUUCUAUAAGCAUGAACAACUCGUGUCUUUCCAAUAAUGUGAAUGAACAGGUGCAGAAAUAG
Molecule: messenger RNA, 5679 nt
Organism: Plasmodium fragile
Lineage: Eukaryota; Apicomplexa; Aconoidasida; Haemosporida; Plasmodiidae
Exons: 1
Coding region: 1-5679 (1892 amino acids)
Source: RefSeq, a predicted model, not a curated record